AUGUGGCGAUGUUUGUAGCCUGUUAAAAAAGGAAUUUAAUGAUGUUAAAUUUAGUUCUUUCGAUAAAGUUCACACCCCACAAACAUAAACAUCGGCUACUGUCGGGCAUUUCAGAGCUUUUUUCAAGCGAUGUGGUAAUCCCAAAAUCCCCUCCAUCACCAAAAAAUGCCCGACCCAACAACGUCGCUGACAACUCUCGAUGCACUGUUUAACAAUCCUGUUUUCGCCGGUGGCAUCGGUCUUGCAGGUCUUGGGGCUUCUGCUGCCAUAGGACGACGUUUCAUGAUACUAGGAGCUUCCACCAUCAAACGACGUCUUUUGGUAAAUCUCGAAAUCAGUAAAGAGGACCCGUCAUAUCAAUGGAUCUUAGCAUGGCUAUGUCUCCCUCGACCACCUGGAGGUUUCAUCGCAUCAAGAAUUACCCGUGUUCAUGAUUAUUCUAUGCGAACGACCGGCGAACAAUUAGAAGGUGGUCCAUCAUCUGCGACAUUUCUUGCGCAACCAGGAUAUGGCAGGCACAUUGUGCAGCAUAAGGAUGCGUUUAUACUAGUUCAGCGGGAGAAGCAAAGCAGUCAUAAUAUGAAUACCGGUGUACCGCAUGAGACGAUUACUCUACGAACAUUAUACGCCCAUCGACAUAUAUUCGCGGAUAUAUUUGCAGAAGCACAUCAAUUGGCUGCGACACAGCGCGAGGGGAAAACGGUAGUUUACAAGAGUUCGGGGAUGGAAUGGAGACAAUUUGGGGAUGCGCGACGGAAACGGCCACUGAGCUCUGUGAUCUUAGACGAAGGAGUCAAGGAACGGAUUCUGGAUGAUGUGACGGAUUUCCUCGGGCGACAGCAGUGGUAUGUGGAUCGAGGAAUACCUUACCGGAGAGGUUACCUUCUGUAUGGUCCUCCCGGGAGUGGCAAAACCUCAUUCAUACAGGCCUUAGCUGGAGAACUGAAUUUUGGGGUCGCAAUGAUAAAUUUGAGUGAGCGGGGAAUGACAGACGACAAACUGGCUCAUUUCCUCACCAAGUUACCUCCGAGAACCUUUGUAUUGCUAGAGGAUGCAGAUGCUGCAUUUGUGAAUAGAAGACAGGUGGAUUCCGAUGGAUACUCAGGCGCGACUGUUACAUUUUCGGGAUUGUUAAAUGCACUGGAUGGGGUGGCAGCUGGCGAAGAAAGAAUUGCCUUUCUUACCACAAAUCAUAUUGAUCGACUAGACGCGGCUCUGAUUCGACCUGGUCGGGUUGAUAUGAUAGAAAGAAUUGGCGAAGCUACGAGAUACCAAGCCGGAGAGAUGUGGGAUAGAUUCUAUGGUGAGAUUGACACAGAUGGAGAUGGAAAAAGGCGAUUUUUGGCAAAGCUAGAAAGCUUGGGCCUUGUUGCGAACGAAGAAGGUAAAACGAUUGAGCCGAAGCUUCACACAAGUAUGGCUGCUAUACAGGGACUUUUUGUGUUUAACAAAGACAGCAUAGAAGGAGCCAUUGAUAUGGUUGAGGGGUUAAUACCGAGGAUCUACGAGCCUCAUACCCUUGAGAAUGGGGUUAAGGUAACAGCCUGAGCUUCGGUAGUACUUGCGAGGUAGUAAAACAUCACUGUUCAUAUAUAUUUGUAUAGCAGUACCGACACAAGAGACAUGUACGCUGGAGAAAGCUUUCAUCGGAGCUUUUGUUUCAUUGCCAUGAUAUCCUACAAUUACAACAAAUUUUUCGCUCCCUCCAUUACAUCGAUCCUUCCCUCCUCCAAGGGACAUCAUGAUUGCACUCGUUCCAGUUUACUGAGCGACUGCGCUUCUUCCGCUAUUCUCAGGCAGACCCUCCUCAUCGCCAGGCUCUCGGUAAGUGUCGACCGGCUUAGCAUGUCUGG
Sclerotinia trifoliorum is the source of this 1853-nucleotide messenger RNA. NCBI's taxonomy places the organism in Eukaryota, Fungi, Ascomycota, Leotiomycetes, Helotiales, Sclerotiniaceae. The record is from the annotation of a GenBank genome assembly.